CUCGAAGACGCCUCGAUUCAGCCAGGAAGUCGUCGUCGGAGAAAGUCUCGGGAGGAGGGGUGUGCGUAGUGACACCGACGGAGCCGGGACAUGCCGAGCCCCGGCGCUGCCCUCUGGGGAGCAGCAGUUGGGCGGCUACCUGACGAGGACAGUGGACUUCUGAAAACGCAGAGCGACCGCCAGCCAGGGCCGGCAGCAUGUCUGCAGCAGGCGUCGCAGCCCAGGAGAUGAGAGGCCCCUUGAAGAACGCCUUCCUCCACAGCGGGCAGGGCGUUGGGAGUCUGAAGCCCUGCUGGGGUGUUCCGGGCGGCGGCAGCGGUGGCCAGUUUGAAAACGCCUUCUUCAGCAUCGACCCCGUAACAACGGGCUACAGCCUGAACUCAUCAGGGCAGCAUCACUUAAUGUCCAUGGGCCACAUUUCAGCUCCUGAUCCAGUCAAAAGCCGCAGCCAUGCACAGAAGUGCUGCAGCGUCUUGCCCCUGAAGCCCAGCCCCAGUAGCGAGAGGACCAGUUCAAGCCCAGAGGAUCACGGCGUCGUUCCUGGCUUCAGCAGACUCUCUGUGACCAUGAGCGGUGUGUCCGAUGAGGCAGCGCCGCCGCCUCCCACCCCGAUUGGCAAGAGUGGGCUGCCAGCAUUCGUCUUCUCUCCUGCGCCCUCCGGCGAGCGAAGUGCCAGGCCGCUGCCGCCGCUGCCCAUCCCUGAGGACUUUGUGCACGAUGAUGCGGACAGGGAAGUCGAGUUCCUGACCAGCUCCGACACGGAUAUCUUGUUGGGGGAUUGCAGCAGCCCGGCUUUUAAGCCCAGCGCUCAGGGCAGGCGUAGCUUCAGGGGCUGCGGGCAAAUCAAUUACGCCUACUUUGACACCCCAGCAGACCCUGAACUAGAGGAGCCCCCCUCUGCCUUGGCCAAGCAGCAGAAUGGGUGUCCAGCCAGCGCCUGCCCUCUGCCUCCUCCGCCACCUCCACCGCAUCAGCUGCACCGGCGGCUGCGCCGCUCACAUUCCGGGCCAGCUGGGUCAUUCAACAAGCCGGUAGUGAAAGUAUCGAGCCACUUCCAUCGGGCAUCUCCCAGUUCUGACGACGAUAGGCCUGAGGUUCCCCCGAGGGUGCCUAUUCCCCCCCGGGUGCUCAAACCAGACUAUCGGAGGUGGUCGGCUGAAGUGGCUUCCAACUCCUACAGCGAUGACGACAAGCCUCCCAAGGUGCCCCCAAGAGGCCCUCUCUCCCGCAGCAAUUCACGAACACCGAGUCCGAAAAGCUUGCCAUUGUACCUGAAUGGCAUCAUGCCGCCCACACAGAGCUUUGCCCCGGACCCAAAAUAUGUCAGCAGCAAAGCUCUGCAAAGGCAGCAUAGCGAAGGCUCUGCCGCCAGCAGUAGCAACAAAGUCCCCUGUAUCCUCCCAAUAAUUGAGAAUGGCAAGAAGGUCAGUUCAACGCACUACUACCUCUUGCCAGAAAGGCCUCCCUAUCUGGACAAGUAUGAGAAGUUCUUUCAAGAAGCGGAAGAGACCAGCUUGCACUUGGAAGGGCGGCAGCAGCUGUGGAACAAGGCAGAGGAGGACGCAGCCAAGCUGGCCCUGAUGGUCAAGGCUGACCUGGUUGGCCCCGUGAAGCGCAAACAUUUGCCUUGCAUGGUUUCUCCGUAAGCACAGGAGGCCUGGCACAGAUCCGUGUGUGGGAGUGAGGCUUUUGGGACCUGGUCACGAGCCAUGCUCCAGGGAUGAGGUGCAGCCAAGCUGCUUCUGGGCUUCAGGAGCGGAGGGGAAGCUGGCAGGGGCUUCUGCUGCUGUGGGCUUGGCUCCUGUCCCUGGUGCUGCGGUGGCCGGGAGAGGACUUGGAGAAAGACUUGAGCAUACAUAGCCAUGGUUGGCCAGUCGUUAUUCAAUAUUUUAGAGUAAUAUAUAUAUAUAUUUAGAAAGUCGCAUAAGUAGGAAAACAAAGUCUUGCUAUCAAGACAAGUGGCUUAAGCUGGAGAGGCAGAAAGAAAGCCCGGUUCAAUAUUUGUAUCUGUUCCUCAGACAGCUGUCCGCAUGGUGGUGGCAGUGGCUGUUUGAAAUCAUUUUCUCUCAAUAUUUGUCCUUCUCUGCCUGGGGGCAGGGAGAGGCCUGUCCUCCUUCACCAGAAGUUACCCUCAUGUUGGGAAGAGAUUCAGCGCAGGGGGCAAGGAAGCCCACCCAUUUCUGAGCUUUGCAAGUGGCGCCAUCGUUUGGGUGGGCUUUUCUCAGUCUUUGAUUGGGGGGGGCAGGGCGAAGGGGAAUCUUGUCUUCAGUGCCUAAUUUCCUCCCACCCCCAAUGGCCUGACCAUUCAGUUCUCUCUCCCCUGGCCUGGACCAGCGGAUGCCCGUCUCCACCACAGUUGUUCACUUCAUGACGCCAGAGGAGGAUCUGUUGGAAGCCAUCUUUGCAGUUACAGCAUGAGCAGCACCAGUAAACUUUUCCCCUUUUAAAAUGGGACCAACUGCUGUUCUUCAGGUGGGAAGUGUGUUUAUACAUGGUAGUGAGGCGCAAGCUGGUCUUGUGCCUGUUCCUGUUCAGUGUUCUGCAGGGAGGAGGCUUGGCUUGGUGAGCAAAGUCCUUUUUGUUGUGAAGGUGGCCCAGUCAGGGCUGGCUGCAUGUUAUCUCUCUUGCGUACUCUCUCUCUCGCUCACACACACGCACACACACACACACAAGGCCAUUUAUACUUGCCAUUGCAAGCCUUGGUCAAAAGGUGCUCUCUGACCAGUGUCUAACAGGGCCACGAUCUCCCAAUGGACAUAAACACAAGUGCUGUUUAUGGUUAAAAAUCAACCAAACUGCUGAUUGGGAGUUUCCCCCCUGAAACCUCUAGUUCAGACUAAAUGAAGGCAAUGUACAUGUUCUGGAAACAAUGCACUGAGAGUUAUGCAUCAGGUGUACAGUAUUGAGGAAGAAUUAUGUUGUUCACUUUGUAUUUUGGAUAUUGCCAUGUCUUGAAUAAUAAAGUUAUAAUGUACUUAUUUAUGAUAACACAA
Molecule: messenger RNA, 2993 nt
Organism: Rhineura floridana
Lineage: Eukaryota; Metazoa; Chordata; Lepidosauria; Squamata; Rhineuridae
Gene: ERRFI1
Product: ERBB receptor feedback inhibitor 1
Exons: 4
Coding region: 198-1646 (482 amino acids)
Biological process (GO): negative regulation of epidermal growth factor receptor signaling pathway; regulation of keratinocyte differentiation
Cellular component (GO): extrinsic component of cytoplasmic side of plasma membrane
Source: RefSeq, a predicted model, not a curated record